AUGGGGGGGCUUGCACCACUGGAAUGGCAGAUGUCUGUUGGCACUGUCUUCGUCAUGCGCAAAGACAAGAAGAAGCUGCUCCUUGAACAUGUUCACGCGCUUGUCGAAUACCACCAGCAUCAUCUCAUGCGUUUCUUCGCAGAAGCGUCCCCGGGCAUACACUCCGAUGGUCAGCCAUCUUUAAAGCGAGACAAGGAGUGGGUUGUGAGGCAGAUCAAUAAAGAGAAGUUCCAGGAGUACUAUGUGGCUUGGAAGUUGAGGCAGUCAGAAAAUACAAAGGUGCAACAGAUCUCGCCUUACGACAUUUAG
Messenger RNA from Alternaria arborescens, 309 nucleotides. RefSeq lists its product as hypothetical. Bases 1 to 309 code for a protein of 102 amino acids. Lineage: Eukaryota; Fungi; Ascomycota; Dothideomycetes; Pleosporales; Pleosporaceae. The record is from RefSeq and is a predicted model, not a curated record. The transcript has a single exon.